Molecule: messenger RNA, 906 nt
Organism: Notechis scutatus (mainland tiger snake)
Lineage: Eukaryota; Metazoa; Chordata; Lepidosauria; Squamata; Elapidae
Source: RefSeq, a predicted model, not a curated record
GAGAAUAGAAUAGAAUUAAUUGACCUAGCUCACUAAUUUUUAUCCCUUUGAUUGCAGCUCCAGAAAAUGAUGCCCACCUUAAGGAUUGCAGAUCCGUCGCACGUCGCAGAGCCUCUGCCCCCUUACCCGUGGCUCAAGCAAGAGACCCUCUACACCAACUCAUGCGCUAAUGGGAACUUCCCCCACUUGGCUCCCCCGGAGGUGGGGCCUGGACCCCCGGCACAUGUCCCCGUAGGGGCCUUCCCAGUAGGAGCAGAGCCUCCAGUGCCCAACUUUGGCGAAUCUGCAAGCCGGAUGCCACUGAUGCCCGAGAGCAUGGCCGUGCCAGGGACCCUGCAGCCCUUACCCGAGGGGGGCUGUCCCGCAGCCCCCAUUGAGCAGUUCAUCCCAAAUUUAUUGAUCAGCCCCCACAUGCUGCCACUGACCGACCUGGAGAUCAAAUUCCAGUACCGCGGACGCUCGUUGGAACCCCUGAUCAUCAGCAACCCGCACGGCUGCCGCCUCUUCCACAGCCACCUGGAGCCCACCCAGGAACAGGUGGAGCUCUUUGGACCGGUGAUCUUGGAGCAGGUGCGCUUCCCCAGUGCCGAGGCCAUCCCCAACGAGAAGCAGCGUUACUACACCCAUCAGUUGCUGGACGUCCUGGACCGGGGCCUGAUCCUGGAACUGCAAGGCCAGGACAUUUACGCCAUCCGGUUGUGCCAGUGUAAAGUCUUUUGGACCGGCCCCUGUGCCGGAGAGUUGGCCGGGCCCAACCCCAUCGAACGCGAGAAGAAAGUCAAGCUCUUUAGCUUGGAGAAUUUCCUCAACGGUGAGAUGGGGGAGGGGUCUUCAGCAGGGGUCUGGCGGGGGGGGGCUCCUGGGAAGAGGAGGAUGGGCUUUGGAGUUUCGCCCUCGCCAGAGAUG